AUGAAAAAGAUAAGUAUUCUUUUUUUUGGCUUUUUUUUAGCUAAAUUUUCUGUACUUUUAGAUCAUUAUAAUAAUCCACGAAAUGUAGGUUCAAUGAAGAAAGAAGACCCAAAUGUAGGUAUCGGACUUGUUGGUGCACCGGCAUGUGGUGAUGUAAUGCGUCUGUCAAUUCGUGUUGACUCUGAGGGCCGUAUUUCAGAAGCAAAAUUUAAAACAUUUGGCUGUGGAUCAGCAAUUGCAUCAUCAUCAUAUAUGACUGAACUUGUUAAAGGAAUGACAUUGGAUGAUGCGUUAAAGGUUAGAAACACUGAAAUAGCAAAAGAACUUUGUCUUCCUCCUGUCAAAUUACACUGUUCUAUGCUUGCAGAAGAUGCAAUUAAAUCAGCAAUUAGAGAUUAUCAAUCAAAGUCCAAGAUCCGCUUGGCAACUUUAGAGAAUUCACCUGAAGUUCUUAAUACCCAGUAA
This is a messenger RNA of Pneumocystis jirovecii RU7, 465 nucleotides long. RefSeq names its product iron sulfur cluster assembly protein 1, mitochondrial. The transcript is spliced from 2 exons. The coding region runs from base 1 to 465 and encodes 154 amino acids. Gene Ontology annotation, molecular function: 2 iron, 2 sulfur cluster binding; ferrous iron binding. The record is from RefSeq and is a predicted model, not a curated record. Gene Ontology annotation, biological process: intracellular iron ion homeostasis; iron-sulfur cluster assembly. Gene Ontology annotation, cellular component: mitochondrial matrix; cytoplasm. Lineage: Eukaryota; Fungi; Ascomycota; Pneumocystomycetes; Pneumocystales; Pneumocystaceae.